Molecule: messenger RNA, 1908 nt
Organism: Sporothrix schenckii 1099-18
Lineage: Eukaryota; Fungi; Ascomycota; Sordariomycetes; Ophiostomatales; Ophiostomataceae
Product: glucoamylase
Exons: 2
Coding region: 1-1908 (635 amino acids)
Biological process (GO): polysaccharide catabolic process
Cellular component (GO): fungal-type vacuole
Molecular function (GO): glucan 1,4-alpha-glucosidase activity; starch binding
Source: RefSeq, a predicted model, not a curated record
AUGCCGUCCCUCCGUUCCUGGGCCGUGGCGGCCUUGACCCUCGCUCGGACCGUCCUAGGUGCCCCGUCGCGCGUUGACCCCCGCGCCGACGUCGGCACCUGGCUGGACUCCGAGGCCGCCGUCGCCGUCGAACGCAUUCUUAGCAACAUUGGCAGUUCUGGCCAGUACGCCGCCAGCGCCAAGUCGGGCAUUGUCAUUGCCUCGCCGAGCACGUCCAACCCCGACUACUACUACACGUGGAGUCGUGAUGCUGCCCUUGUCAUGAAGACGCUUAUCGAGGUCUUCCGCAACGGCGACGCCAGCGUCCAGUCCGCCAUUACGCACUACAUCGACAGCCAGGCGACUCUCCAGACCGUCUCCAACCCGUCUGGCCAGUUGUCCGACGGCUCCGGUCUUGGCGAGCCCAAGUUCAACGUCGACGAGACCGCCUUCACUGGAUCCUGGGGCCGCCCCCAGCGUGACGGCCCUGCCCUGCGUGCCACGGCGCUCGUCGGCUUUGGCAACUGGCUGCUCGACAACGGCUACGCCAGCUAUGCUACGGCCAAUGUCUGGCCCGUCGUUCGCAACGAUCUGGCCUACGUCGCCCAGUACUGGAACCAGACCGGCUACGAUCUCUGGGAGGAGGUCAGCGGCUCGUCCUUCUUCACCGUGUCCGCCCAGCACCGCGCUCUGGUCGAGGGCAGCGCCUUUGCCACCCGCGUCGGGUCCUCGUGCCCGAGCUGCACCGCCAUUGCGCCCCAGAUUCUGUGCUAUAUGCAGUCCUUCUGGACCGGCAGCUACAUGAACGCCAACUUUGGCGGCGGCCGCACCGGUAAGGAUGCCAACACGGUCCUCGCCAGCAUCCACGCCUUUGACCCGACCGCCGCCUGCGACGACGCCACCUUCCAGCCCUGCUCCUCGCGCGCUCUUGCCAACCACAAGGUCUACACCGACUCGUUCCGGUCUGUCUACGCGCUCAACUCUGGCAAGGCCGAGGGUGUUGCUGUUGCCGUUGGCCGCUAUCCCGAGGACUCGUACUACAACGGCAACCCCUGGUACCUGACCACACUCGCUGCCGCGGAGCAGCUGUACGACGCCCUGUACACCUGGAACCGCAUCGGCUCCCUGACGAUCGACAGCACCUCGCUCGCCUUCUUCAAGGAUCUCUACAGCAGCGCUGCCGUCGGCACCUAUAGCGCCACGUCCGCCGCCUACGCCUCCAUUGUUGCUGCUGCCAAGACUUACGCCGACGGCUACGUCAGUAUCGUGGAAACGUACGCCAUGGCCAACGGGUCCAUGUCAGAGCAGUACGACAAGUCGUCCGGCUCGCCGCUGUCCGCCCGCGACCUGACCUGGUCCUACGCCGCGCUGCUGACCGCCAAAAUGCGCCGCGACUCCGUCGUCCCGCCGUCCUGGGGCGAGACGUCCGCUUCCAGCGUGCCCUCUGUCUGCUCUGCGACGUCGGUGUCUGGCUCGUACAGCACGGCCGCCGUCGGAUCGUGGCCGUCCAGCCUGGCCAGCGGCACCGCGACGACCUCGCCGACCUCGACGUCGUCCGGCACGGGCGGUGCCACCUCGACUUCCACCACUUCCACCACUGCUUGUACCACCCCGACGGCUGUCGCCGUCACCUUCAACGAGAUCGCCACCACGAGCUACGGCGAGAACGUCUUCUUGACGGGCUCCCUUUCUGUCCUCGGCAACUGGGACACCAGCAGCGCCAUUGCCCUGAGCGCGGCCGACUACACGUCGAGCGACCACAAGUGGUUCGUCACCCUCAACCUGCCCGCCGGUACCACGUUCCAGUACAAGUACAUCCGCAAGGAGGCCGACGGCUCUGUUGUCUGGGAGAGCGACCCCAAUCGCUCCUACACUGUGCCCAAGGGCUGCAACACCGCCACGGCCACGGAAAACGACACUUGGCGAUGA